Megalops cyprinoides (Indo-Pacific tarpon) is the source of this 1950-nucleotide messenger RNA. RefSeq names its product heterogeneous nuclear ribonucleoprotein L (gene hnrnpl). The transcript has 14 exons. Bases 51 to 1694 code for a protein of 547 amino acids. Gene Ontology annotation, cellular component: nucleus. Gene Ontology annotation, biological process: regulation of RNA splicing; mRNA processing. Gene Ontology annotation, molecular function: mRNA binding. Lineage: Eukaryota; Metazoa; Chordata; Actinopteri; Elopiformes; Megalopidae. The record is from RefSeq and is a predicted model, not a curated record.
CCACCUCAUUUCACCGUCAUCGCCUUCAGAGCCUUUUUAACUGGGACAACAUGGCUGCACCGGCCGGUCGCUACUACAACGAGGGAGGCAGGGCAACGAAAAGACAGAAAACCGAAAAUAACGACGGAGGGAUGGCUACGGAGGGCUACGAAGAUCCCCACAAGACUUUGCCCUCACCUGUGGUGCAUGUGAGGGGUCUGGUGGAUGGCAUUACGGAGGCUGACCUGGUGGAGGCGCUGCAGGAGUUCGGAACAAUCAGCUACGUGGUGGUGAUGCCGAAGAAGCGCCAGGCCCUGGUGGAGUACGAGGACAUGAACGGCUCCUGCAACGCCGUGAACUACGCCUCCGACAACCAGAUCUACAUCGCUGGCCACCCCGCCUUCGUCAACUACUCCACCAGCCAGAAAAUCUCGCGCCCCGGCGACCCCGAUGACUCGCGCAGCGUCAACAACGUGCUGCUGCUCACCAUCAUGAACCCCAUCUACCCCAUCACCACGGAUGUGCUGUACACCAUCUGUAACAACUGUGGCCCUGUUCAAAGGAUUGUCAUCUUCAGGAAGAAUGGCGUGCAGGCCAUGGUUGAGUUCGACUCUGUGCAGAGCGCUCAGCGGGCCAAAGCCUCUCUCAAUGGGGCUGACAUCUACUCCGGCUGCUGCACCCUGAAGAUCGAGUAUGCCAAGCCGACGCGUCUCAACGUGUUCAAGAACGACCAGGACACCUGGGACUACACCAACCCCAACCUGAGUAACCAAGAUGCAGAAGGAGAUGGCAGUUGGAGCAAUGCACAAGACAUGAACGCCAACCCCAACAAGCGUCAGAGACAGCCGGCUCUGCUGGGAGACCAUCCUCCAGAGUAUGGUGGUCCACAGGGUGGUUACCACGGGCAUUACCAUGAUGAGAGCUACGGUCCUCCCCCUCCUCCCCCCCACUAUGAGGGCCGGCGCAUGGGCCCACCCAUGGGCGGCCCCCGCCGCGGAGGCCCCAACCAGCGAUACGGAGGCCCCCAGUACGGACAUGCCCCUCCCCCGCCAGAGUACAGCCCCCAUGCUGACUCCCCCGUUGUCAUGGUGUAUGGACUGGACCCUUCCAAGAUUAACGCAGACAGGGUCUUCAACAUUUUCUGUCUGUACGGUAACGUUGAGAGGGUCAAAUUCAUGAAGAGUAAGCCUGGAGCAGCCAUGGUGGAGAUGGGCGACUGCUACGCUGUGGACCGCGCCAUCACACACCUCAACAACAACUUCCUGUUUGGACAGAAACUCAAUGUCUGUGUGUCAAAGCAGCAGGCCAUCAUGCCAGGCCAGUCCUAUGAGCUGGAGGACGGCACCAGCAGCUUCAAGGACUUCCACGGCACCCGCAACAACCGCUUCACCUCCCCGGAGCAGGCGGCCAAGAAUCGCAUCCAGCACCCCAGCAAUGUUCUGCACUUCUUCAACGGCCAGCCUGACGUCUCCGUGGAGAUCUUCACACAGAUCUGCGAGGAGCUGGGAGUGAAGAGCCCAUCCAACAUCAAGCUCUUCACGGGAAAGAGUGGGGGUCCAGGCGAGCGCAGUUCUUCCGGCCUGUUAGAGUGGGAGUCCAUCAAUGAUGCCAUGGAGGCUCUGGCCAUGAUGAAUCACUAUCAGAUGAAGAACCCCAAUGGGCCAUACCCUUACACCCUGAAGCUGUGCUUCUCCACUGCACAGCACGCAAACUGAACACUUGGCCAUCGCCAUGGAGACCAGCCACCCCCACACCCACCCCUACCCCCACCACCCCAAAAUAGGACACAGCAGUGACCCAGUCCUUCCCUCCACUUACCCUGAAUGUCCAUACAAGCUGUGUGUCUGUGCAGUCUUGAGUUGUCUUUAUUCUUUAGUAUGUAACUGUGGCGAGAACGGCACAAGACACACUGACACAGAAGAGUUACUUUUUUUUUGCUUUUACUAAAGAGAGAAGAGGAAGAGCUUUUGU